AUGGCCGAUUCUCUUCCUGCAGACUUUCCCCUGCAGACGUUUCACCGUCAAGAGUCGACGUCCAUCGAGCAUAUGAUUUUGACCCGACGACCGCCAGAAGGGAACCUCGAUCUCUCCCCGGAGAACAAGCGGAGAGAGAGCGGAGCGAAACCGACGCGGUCAUAUGUGUCCCACCGUCGUCAUCGCUGGCCAUCCGAACUCUACUUCGACGCACUGAAAAAGGAAACGAAAGGAGAAAGGGACAAUGGCCAGCCUUCACGCACGGUCUGGAUUAAGCGUCUUGGAGAUCUAUGCCAGCAGCAGCCUGAACAGAAGCGAGCGGACGAAACCAACGACCGAAACAAAAAGAGAGAUCUGGCAGGAAUGGGAAAGGGGGCAAAACAUUUGUGCGAAGGGUUUCCAUUCAAAGGCGAAUCCAGGUGUGCGUGGGAGGUGGACAUCAACAUCAAGAGGUCGCACGACUAG
Molecule: messenger RNA, 465 nt
Organism: Exophiala xenobiotica
Lineage: Eukaryota; Fungi; Ascomycota; Eurotiomycetes; Chaetothyriales; Herpotrichiellaceae
Exons: 1
Coding region: 1-465 (154 amino acids)
Source: RefSeq, a predicted model, not a curated record